Molecule: messenger RNA, 2016 nt
Organism: Cryptococcus wingfieldii CBS 7118
Lineage: Eukaryota; Fungi; Basidiomycota; Tremellomycetes; Tremellales; Cryptococcaceae
Product: Atypical/ABC1/ABC1-B protein kinase
Exons: 4
Coding region: 1-2016 (671 amino acids)
Biological process (GO): lipid homeostasis; mitochondrion organization
Cellular component (GO): mitochondrial inner membrane
Source: RefSeq, a predicted model, not a curated record
AUGUCCUUCCGGGGCAUGGGGGGCCCUGCCACAGCGCCGAGAUCUGUGCGCCUCCAGCUUACAGCGCUGCGAGGAAAAUCUUCCUCCGCCAAGUGCCACUUCCAUCGCGCUAUCACGACCACUGCCCUCCCUGCCGCCCCCUUCGCCCCGCAUUAUCGCCCUCUCGGCAUCCGCCAGAAGCCCUUCUCUCUCCUCUCUCCUGUUUCUCUUCGACGCGGCUUACACGACUCCAAGCUUCGUCCCCUGUUGCCUCCCCGAGCGGCCAAGCGCGAGCGGCGUCUACCAAAUCUCCGCAACCUCGCCGUCAUUCUGGGGCUUCUGUCACUGCUUUACUACACCUAUCCCCCCUUCCGCCACUCUCUCAUUGCUGUGGUUCGAUGCGCUCGCGUCAUGGAAGCAGUGACGGCCGACGUCUUGGACUACAAGAAAGUCUUUGCGGUUGAAGAUCAGCUUGCAGCUCUAGGCAGAGAGUUGACGGAGGAAGAAGUGGAGAAAAAGAGACAGGCGCGAAGAGAAUGUCACACACGAAGUGCAAAGAGGAUGCUGGCGGCGCUGGAUAAAAACUCGGGCAUCUACGUCAAACUCGGCCAGCAUGUGGCGGCUGUCCAGGUUUUGCCAAAGGAGUGGACCGAGACGAUGCGGCCCCUGCAAGAUCAGUGCUUCCCUACGCCUUUGAACAAGACGAAUGAUAUGCUUCGAGAAGACUUGGGAGAGGGUAUCAAUGACCUCUUCACCGAUUUCGAUCCCAACCCCAUAGGGGUGGCCUCGCUCGCCCAAGUUCAUCGGGCUGUCGACAAACGAUCCGGCAAACCAGUCGCCGUCAAAGUACAACACGCCGCUCUGCAAGAGUUUGCGGCGGUGGACAUGGCGACCGUCAACUUUGCCAUUCGCUUUGUCAAAUACGUCUUUCCCGAGUUCGAGUUCAGCUGGCUGGGGGGCGAGAUGAACGAGAUGCUUCCCCUGGAGAUGGAUUUCCGUCACGAGGCCGCAAAUUCGUCAAGAUGCAAGGGCGAGUUCUUGCAUCUCCGGGGGAAAACCAGUCUCUAUCUGCCGAACGUGCUGUGGGCCGAGAAGAGGUGUAUGGUCAUGGAAUACAUUGAGGGUGCCAGAGUCGACGAUUUGGUCUAUCUCAAAAAACACCAUAUCGACCGCAACCAAGUAGCCCAAGAGCUCUCUCGUAUUUUCAGCCAAAUGGUCUAUUUGAACGGUCAUUUCCAUGCCGAUCCCCAUCACGGUAAUAUCCUUGUUCGGCCCAAAGCACCGGGGUCUACUUCCCCGUUCAAUUUCGACAUUUGUCUUUUGGAUCAUGGGCAGUACUUUGAUAUCCCAGAUGAUUUGAGAGUCAAUUACGCCCAUUUCUGGUUGUCCCUCAUCAAGUCGAGCUCGGAGAAAACGAUAGCGGAAAGGAGGCAUUAUGCCAAGCUUGUUGGAAACAUUGAUGGCGAUAUGUACCCCAUCCUCGAAUCAGCGAUCACUGGCCAGAUCAACAUGGCGGACGACACCAACACUCACGACUCUGCCAAUGACCCCCGUCCUAAAUCCCUUUUGGACGCCAAGACAUUCGAUAAAGAUCAGAUCAAAAAGCUCAGACAGGCGAUGUUGGAGAAAGAGGGGCUGAUUGCGUCUAUAUUCGAGCUUUUGCGAGUUGUCCCCAGGCAACUCUCCGAUCUCCAAAGAUCUCUGGAUCAAAGCCUCCACACUACCCAUGGUCAAAGCCGGGUCUUUGUCAUUGUAGCUCAGUAUUGCGCCAAGUCUAUAUGGCAAGGAGAUUGUGCAACGUUCAAGCGAUCCUUGUCUGUUGAAGGCUUUUCUUUCAAAGCUUUACGGUCUUUCCUGGGUGCAUUCUUCAACUAUGCCUACUGGAACACAUCUUUAAGCAUUGUCGAGAUGGCGUUGGACAUGAGGGCUAGGUCGGUGAAGGUGGGGCUGUGGUUGGAUGGACUGGGGAAGGGUGGGUUGAAGGCUGCUGAAGAUGAGAUGGCCGGGUUGCCACUCAAAGCAACGCAAGCGGCCUAG